Messenger RNA from Eimeria maxima, 5232 nucleotides. RefSeq lists its product as hypothetical. The transcript has 44 exons. The annotation marks the transcript as partial. Lineage: Eukaryota; Apicomplexa; Conoidasida; Eucoccidiorida; Eimeriidae. The record is from RefSeq and is a predicted model, not a curated record.
AUGCGCUCCUUGGGGGGCGGGCGGCUGCCGCGGGAGCCGCAGCCGCAACGGCGGCGGCGGCGGCAGCAGCAGCAUUAUGAUCCCUUGGGAUCUGUGUUAUCCAGCCGGGGCGGUGGAUGCGGCCUUAGGCUUGGGAUUCUCUGCUUGCUGCUGAUUGCAUGCGCUUGCUGGUGCGGCGCUCCGGCAGCUCUGGGUUUUCCCAUGGAUGCAGCACGGAACGCGGAGAUGCAGCAGAAGCGGGAGCAGGAGCAGCAGCAGCAGCAGCAGCAGGAGCGCGAGCAGGCAGCUCUUGCUCUUCUCUCUCUCCACGAAAAAUACAGUCCCCCCAAUUGCAAGUACCACCCGCUGCCCUCCUCUCUCAACACUUUCAGCCUCCUCAGUAACAACGGAGAGAUUCUUCUGUCCGACGUCUUUGGCCUAUCGGGCACAUGCGAAGAAGAGGAACACUUCCUCCGUUUUUCUCUCCCUCCGCAUGCAAAAGACGGCCGCACUGUAUUGUCUCUAAGUCUUGAUCUUCACCGCGACAGCUUUGUAGAGUUCAAGCAUAUCGAGCUGUACAGACAGCCAAAACAAAACCCCCUUCCAGUUCCCCUUAAACAUAGCCAAGUAGACGCAGCAAAAUUGGAGGAGAGGAGACGCACAGCCCUGCAAACGGCAACGAUAUUGGAGGGUGCGGGAGGGGCAAAGACUCGCGCAGUGCUUAGUGCCCCUAUAACGGAUGCUGAGGGGGGAUUUCUGUACUAUAUUGCCAUUGCCGUAACCCCCGCGGCGGGGAGGCCUUCUCUAGCUGCUGAGGAGGGCAGCUCCCAUCUGUUGCUGCCCUGCCACCCGAUGCGACUUGAUCUCGCCCUUGUGCCCUACGAUCGCAUGCACCUGUACAUGCCCUCGUCCUGUCCUUCCGCCUCCUUCCUGCCUACCGCCCCCCCUGAGCUCACGUUGGGGGACGAAGGUCUGUCAUUUUCAAGCCCUGUUGAGAAUCCGUUUGUGUUAAACUUUGCGGGGGAGGAGCCGUGGAAGCCAUUCACCCGGGCUGUCUUCCAGUGUUUGUCAGUCGCCUUGCUGUACUGUCUUCCUCCCUCUCUCUCUGUCUCUUAUGUCCCUCUACAUGCAUUUCUCUUCCUUUGUCUGUCUCCUUUUGUGUCUAUCUGUCUUCGCCUUUUGCUUGUCUCCGACUGUUUCCGUCAACAGACAGCAGUGCGGGUCCCUCCUCGGCUUCACCGUUUUGUGCGCAUUUACAUGCGGGUCUCCUUCCGCUUUGUGUCUGGUCCCUUCCAACUUCUGCUCGAACUGUUCGAUGAGGAGACUCCUCCAGAUGGGGCUGCUACUCAGCCUGCAUGUGCUCUUGGUUGUCUGGGCGGGACUCCUACGUACAACGGGCAGCUCUUCGACCAUGCGAUGCCUACGGGCUACAUCUACAAGUUGUGGCUUCUCGUGGGAGACCCAAUGUACUUUGAAGACAAGAGCACUCAGUGCAUGCAAUUCGACUUCCAGUACUCCCUUAAGUUUGAGUCACGGAUGACUCCCUUUGAGGUUACAACGCACUCUUGGAUGUGUCCCUUCGCGCGGCUGCCUGGGCUGAUCGUACAGCUUAAGCGAGAUGCCGAAGAUACAAUUGUAUCCGAUGAGCUGGGCGUUGUAAAGAUGCAUUCCAUUGAUCUUAAAGACUGGUUUGGCUUCCCCCCUGAUGAACUCGACUCCAUGACGCACAAUACCAAACUUGUGCUGCAACAGCCAAGGUGUCCCCUCUUCCCUCUGUCUCCUCCGAAUGUGUCCGACUGUUUCUGCGGGUGUCUCCCUGUGCCUCCUCCUCUAGCGUGUGUCUACUGCCUCUGGGAGUACUUCAUAACGUUCCGCGCCAGUUAUCCCUUGGGGGGCAUUCCGCCUUGCGACGGUUUCUUUGCACGUAUAUCCGUGCAUCCGUCUGCCCUGCUGCAGGAGGAUCUAAGUGUUGAAAUAUCUCAGCAGAUGGGAGAUAUAAAGCUAGAGGAGGAGGCAAGGGACAAUUUCAAGCCCUUUCUUCUCGAGGUCCCCUCUCCUCAUGCAGACACUUCCUUUCAUAAGGUUGGGGGCGGUAGUUUCCAUGUCUCACCGGGGAGUAACGAGUUGUGUGUGUUGUCCCUGUCGCCUUUUGAAUUGCACAAGCCCAUCCUUCCAACACUUUUCUUUUCUGUUACCUCCUCCUGUUUCCUGUCUCUUUCUGUCUCUUCCAAGACAUACUUGCGGGUCGGGCUGCUAGCGGACUUCUCCGCUAUCGAGUUAAUAGCAGUCGUUAAGAAGGAGGGAUCUCCUCAGCCCUCGCAUGUCCUCGAGUUUGCGCAGAAUUACCAGCACUUUGUGGGGCCGCUAGAGGGCGGGCGCUACCAAGUGGAGAUGUUGGCGUUAAACCCUCAGGCGGUGGCUGCACAGACUUCCGAGAAGACCUGCGCCCCAUUGGCCAUAGAUAUGCGGCUAGAAAGCAACAAGGAAGUAGUAGCAGCAGCAGCAGCAGCAGCACAGAAACAUCAGUGGAUCUGUUCCAAAGAGAGACCUUUUAUUCCUAAACACUUACAGGUCACUGAAGAUGCGCAGUUCGUCCUCGACACCAAAUACGGAGUGCCUUCUUCAGGCCAUCACCUUCUAACUCUCUCUGUGCCGCGCCGGUCCCUUCUUAAGCUGUCUGUCAAUGUCCCCUUGGGAUCCGCUCCCCACCUUGUUGUCUACCCGGAGGGACAGCCAGCGACAGUAUUAGCAGAAGCUUAUGGAGAUCUUUUUAUGGAAGCGGAUGCCGCCGGUCGUUAUGUAAUUCGAUUUACAUUCACUCCUCCGGGGGGAUCGUCCACUUCCUGUCCCCACGCCCAGUUCCACUUCGUAGCGGCUCCUCUGUCUCUGGUGCCUGUCUGCCCUUGGGCAAGGGGACAGCAGCAACUGUCUCCUCACCAGCUACGAGAGGCUGCUCUCGCAGCCUUCAACGCCACCUUCGAUGCCUCGAUGUUUUUGCCCAAGCAGUUGGGAUCGGACGGUGUUGAGGUGUCUCGACCGCACGAUAUUUGGCUGUCUCCGUCCCUGCACCCGGAGUUUCCCUUCACUGCCCCAGGGCCCAGCAGCAGCUUGAGGGUGGAAGUAGUGCUGCAACCGGCAUGGCUGCCGCUGCGCUUGGAGUUGCACCGCAAGGAGGAAGCGGGUUUGCGGCGAGCAGCUUUCGCUAUGUCGGAGUACACUGAGGGGCGUAUUUUGCUGUUGUCUCGUGACCUUCCUGGGGGCGACUAUGUAUUGAAAUUUGUAAUAUACGACCAGUUGGGAGAGAACAACUCGGCGCUGUUAAAUGCUGUGCGGGCGGAGCUGCUGGAGGUGCCGGACUUGUUGCCUGUAGAGCUGCCUCCCAAGUCAUUGAACAUGAGGGGUUGGCUGGCAAACCCUGACGUGCCAGUGUUCGCAACUUCUGUUUUUUCGUUCCACGGGGAACAGGGCGAGGAGGAGGAGCAGCAGAAGGAGCACAAAGACAAGCAGCUUGUUGCUGCAGGAGGGGUUGCUCGUACGAGCUUAGUUGUCUCUAAGCCAACUGUAUUCCGAGUUGCUGCGGAGCCCGCCCUUGCCUCCGAGGCCCAGCUCAAGAUACGCGUCUUCCCUUCCUCCGGCAGCAGCAACAGCAAGGAAUUGGUGUCUGCUCCCUUGCCGUCAACGGGUGCUGUAGCCGAGGCUACGGACAACAAUCUCUUCACGCUUCUGCAGCCUGGUGCUUAUCUUAUAGCCUUUGAGGGGAAGGAGCCUUUUCUAACAACUAUUGGGCUGAUGUCUGUUGACGCGCUGCAUGCGGCUCUCCCGUCGCCGGAGGGGACAAUCUCCUCUGCUUGCAGCCCCAAUCUGCCGAAUUUGUCUGUCCCAUCUCCUCUUCCUGCUUCCUACGAGAGCGAAGAUUUUGUGUUCAACGUCGACAUUGCAGCUUUGGAUGAGACAGGAGAGCUUCUCUCAGUGCCACUGCAGCUCGCCUCGCCAUCUGUGGUGUAUGCUGAAGUCGGGUCGAAUUUCGUUAUGGAUUUCGUUAGAGUUGGCAUUGAGGUGGCGGAGGGACUGUGGCUAGGCGAGCAGAGGGGACAACAGAACUCCCUCAAGCUGCUGCUGGGGGCCGGAAAACACACCUUGCGCGUCCGCUUGGAGACAGAGACAAACACUAGCACCGACAGCAACAGCAGCAGCAGCAGUAGCAGCAGCAGCAGCAGCAGCAAGGGUCCUUAUAAAAAUGCUCUUCGAGACAAACUCCUAUCUGACGCACAGGCGUCGCGCUGCCUGCGUUUCUCGCUGCAUUUGUCUGUGCACUCGGUGGCGGGAGGGGAAGGUGGUUCUUCGAACCCUUUGGAGGAGUGUUCUGCAUUUGGGGCUUUGCCGCUCCCCACCGACCUCAACACCAUUAGCGGCAGCGCCUCUCUGGGGGAGGAGAUGCUCUUGAAGGUGGGAAUCUUCAUCGAGGACCAAACGCGCAGCCUCACUAUGGCGCUGCAAGACGGAACGGCUCAAGACGUCGAGGCAGUGCAUGACUGGACGGUGGGAGGAGGCCACCGCGAACGCAUCUACAGACUGCGGCCUUCAUCCGACAACUCGGCCUUUCACUUGGUGCUGUCGGGAGACGGGGACAGUUGUCUCCUCUUUGAUUUGUUUAUUCAGUCCAUUCCCUACAGCGAGUUGGAGAAGAUGGGCGAAUGUAGCGGCUUAGGAGUUUCUCCUGUUUCUCCUUCCGAGUUCUUUAAGUCAGAGUCAGUGCAAGCAGCAGCGUCGUUGGUGUCUGCCCGAAGAGGGGGACACGAAGCGACGCAGCAGCAGGUUGUGGCGGCGCUACAGCCGCUGCAGCAGCAGCACGAGGGCUUCCUUAAGACAAUGGAGUUCGAAGUUACAGAGCCGUGUUUUGUUUUGGCCGAGGUGGGCUACAACUUCUUGCUCUCGCAUGUGGAGAUGGACAUUGUAACGGCAAACGAACAACAGCCCCAAACUGUGGCCAUGGGGGAAUUCGACUUCCUGCAUGCAUCCGAUCACCCUGUGAAUGCUCGCCAGUGGAUUGCAACUCACCUCGACCCGGGCCGCUUUGUUCUGCGGAUAGCAGACGAUCAUUUCCCUCUUCAAUUUACACAGCAUCGCGAUCGGUGUUUCCCCUUUCAAUUCUUCUUCCACAUCCACGCCCUUAGCAACAAAACCCUCAAGCCUUCUGUCGUGGCGGUACACCCCGACCCGAGCGUCCCCAUAAAAGCGGGCCAAGACUUACUG